Rattus rattus (black rat) is the source of this 1587-nucleotide messenger RNA. It is a transcript of the gene Mid1ip1, whose product is annotated as MID1 interacting protein 1. The record is from RefSeq and is a predicted model, not a curated record. Gene Ontology annotation, biological process: regulation of lipid biosynthetic process. NCBI's taxonomy places the organism in Eukaryota, Metazoa, Chordata, Mammalia, Rodentia, Muridae. Gene Ontology annotation, cellular component: cytosol.
CAGUCACCGGCUUCAAGCAGGCUCCCGGCAUUUAGCGUUUGAAGGCGGGCAUCGCCAGAAGGUCUAUCUCCGUGUACCAGUGUCCCUGUGUUUCCAGCGCCCGCUCCAGCCACCAUGAUGCAAAUCUGCGACACAUACAACCAAAAGCACUCGCUCUUUAACGCCAUGAAUCGCUUCAUUGGCGCGGUGAACAAUGACCAGACGGUGAUGGUGCCCAGUCUGCUGCGCGACGUACCCCUGUCCGAGCCGGAUCUAGACAACGAGGUCAGCGUGGAGGUAGGCGGCAGUGGCAGCUGCCUGGAGGAGCGCACGACCCCGGCCCCAAGCCCGGGCAGCGCCAAUGGCAGCUUUUUCGCGCCCUCCCGGGACAUGUACAGCCACUACGUGCUGCUCAAGUCCAUCCGCAACGAUAUCGAGUGGGGAGUCCUGCACCAGCCUUCGCCCCCGCCGGCUGGGAGUGAGGAGGGCACCUGGAAGCCCAAGGACAUCCUGGUGGGCCUGAGCCACUUGGAGAGCACCGAUGCCGGCGAGGAAGAUCUGGAGCAGCAGUUCCACUACCACCUGCGCGGGCUGCACACCGUGCUCUCCAAACUCACCCGCAAAGCCAACAUCCUUACCAACAGAUACAAGCAGGAGAUCGGCUUCAGUAAUUGGGGCCACUGAGGCGGGGUUGUCCCCGCUGCCCAGCACCCUCUCGGGUCGGCUCUACCACCCCUCUCUUUCCUCCAAACUAUUUUCUUCCUGGUUGUGGGGCGCGAAGGGCACGCUGUAAAGUUGGGCUGUGUACUUGGUGGGGUUUGUGUGGAGAAGAGGGCCUCAUCGCGAGAGCAGAGGAAAGUAGUCGCCAGAGAGGGGGGUUCAAAGACCCCCGGAGGGGGCCUACUCUGUGUUGGUGGGAAUGGAACUGGGCCGAUGUCCUUCAUUCAGCCUGUGCCUUUCUUGGGGUUUCUUUUCUGUUUUUCUUUCCGGAAGAGAAGGGCCUGAGAAAGGGCCAUGCCAGGGCACAGCGCUGGGUUGCCACACUUGGGAGGGCAGCUUCUAGCUGGGUGCUCGGGGGAGGCGGGGCACAGCCUCCUGCCCGCCCUGCUUUGGGCUGCAAGAGGAGGCCUUGGCGUUGCUAGGAUUGCGUCAGUUUUCCUGUUUGCACUAUUUCUUUUUGUAACAGUGAUCCUGUCUUAAGUAUUGCAGAUCUUUUUUGUUUGAAACUUCGUCGAUUCCAUUGUGAUAAGCGCACAAGCAGCACUGUUGGUAACCGGUACUACUUUAUUAAUGAUUUUCUGUUACACUGUACAGUAGUCCUGUGGCACCCCAUCCCUUUCACACCACCCCUCCCCCACCCCGUGUGUGUAAACUGGUGACGUGCCAGCUAGGAUGAAGCUUGCCACUCGGCCAGCGAAAAUAAUAACAUUAUUGUGAGAAAGUGGAUUUAUCUAAAGUGGAACCAACUGACAUUCUAUCUGUGUUGUACGUAGAAUGAUGAAGGGCUCCACUGUUGUUAUAUGUCUUGUUUAUUUAAAACUUUUUUUUUAAUCCAGAUGUAGACUAUAUUCUAAAAAAUAAAAGCUCAGAUGUGUUAACCAAACCGGA